CAAUCGUUACGUUAAUUUCCUUUAAAAACUUAUUAAAGACGUUACAGUGAUAAAGAAAAUAGAGACAACUCUUGUUCGUCAGACCAAACUCAAAUCACGUUGCCACCGUUGAGAAUAACAAGAAAGAAAUGGAGCCAACAGCUGCAACGGCUGCCGCAGCCGCGUAUGGAAACCGUUUCCGAGACGCAGCUGCGGUGAAAGGUUACAUCGACGAUUCAGCCGCUGAUCAGACAAACGAUUACCAGAUGAAGAUAAAGAAAAGCAAAAAUGUUCCAAACGGGGAUGGUGCGGCGUCAAAGAGCUGGAGUUUCAGUGAUCCGGGAUCACGUAGGAAGAGAAGAGUAGCUGGCUAUAAGGUUUACUCAGUUAAACAGAAGAUGAAGGGAUCCAUUAGAAAAAGCUUUAAAUGGUUCAAAAACAUUAUAAGUACUUCUUGAAAUAUUGUGACUUUCUUUCUCAAUAUAUAUAUAAAUAUGUAAAACGGUGAAUCUGUUUGUGUUGAGUUUGCUAAAUAUCUGUAAUACAUACAAGAAAAACAAGAAUUGAGUUUUCGUUCGUAA
Molecule: messenger RNA, 560 nt
Organism: Brassica napus (rape)
Lineage: Eukaryota; Viridiplantae; Streptophyta; Magnoliopsida; Brassicales; Brassicaceae
Exons: 1
Coding region: 129-437 (102 amino acids)
Source: RefSeq, a predicted model, not a curated record